AUGGCUCAGUCCAAGCCCGCCAUUUCGCCUUGGGGCGGUGCUGUCGCCGGUGCAACCGGAGCCGUCAUAGCAAAUGCCUUGGUGUAUCCUCUGGAUAUCGUCAAAACUCGGCUACAGGUGCAAGUGAAGCCUUCCCGUUCCGGCGAAACAAGCGACAGCUCUUCCGAUGAAGUACACUACACGUCGACCUGGGACGCCAUCUCGCGGAUCAUGGCGGAAGAGGGCCUCCAGGGCCUAUACGCCGGUAUGAACGGCUCGCUGGUCGGCGUCGCCUCCACAAACUUCGCAUACUUCUACUGGUAUACAGUUGCCAGGGCGCUAUACACAAAAUCCGCGGGUCCUUCUGCGGGCGCGCCUUCUACAGCAAUAGAGCUCUCUCUGGGCGCGGCGGCCGGUGCCCUAGCGCAGCUCUUCACGAUCCCCGUUGCCGUUGUCACAACUCGCCAGCAGACCGCCGCAAAAGCCGAUAGAAAAGGGCUCUUCGCAACAGCCCAAGAGGUUAUCGAGGGCCCGGAUGGUGUCAGUGGGCUUUGGAGGGGUCUCAAGGCCAGCCUUGUCCUGGUCGUCAACCCGGCCAUCACAUAUGGAGCCUACGAGCGGCUAAAGGACGUCUUUUUCCACGGCAAGACCAAGCUACAGCCGUGGGAGGCAUUCGCUCUGGGAGCCAUGUCCAAAGCUCUGGCAACGAUCGUCACCCAGCCCCUCAUUGUCGCCAAGGUGGGCUUACAGUCAAAGCCACCUCCUGCGAGGAAAGGAAAACCCUUUGGCAGCUUCAUAGAGGUGAUGCGCUUCAUUAUCGAGCAUGAAGGCGUUCUGGGACUUUUUAAGGGCAUGGGUCCCCAAAUCUUAAAAGGCCUCCUUGUCCAGGGCAUUUUGAUGAUGACAAAGGAAAAGGUUGAAUUGCUUUAUGUUCUAUUUAUGCGAUACCUCACCAAGACACUCAGCCUCUCAAGAGCUCGAGGAGCCAUCGCGGCUUCAUCAGCUGCAGGUUUGGCAAAGAACGCCACACUGGUAGCACCCUUAGUAAAAAGCUGA
Messenger RNA from Trichoderma gamsii, 1035 nucleotides. RefSeq lists its product as hypothetical. The coding region runs from base 1 to 1035 and encodes 344 amino acids. The transcript is spliced from 4 exons. NCBI's taxonomy places the organism in Eukaryota, Fungi, Ascomycota, Sordariomycetes, Hypocreales, Hypocreaceae. Gene Ontology annotation, biological process: transmembrane transport. The record is from RefSeq and is a predicted model, not a curated record.